GCAUGUGAAAAAAAUGAUUAGUUGCUGUUUGGUUUUGUUACGGGCAAGUUCUACGGCCAAAUUGUGUGUGAAGUCGAAACAAACAUAGAAAAGUUGCACAAUUAACGAAAUUGGGAGAGAGAGAGGAAUAUCUGAAAAAUGCCGUCAUUUAGCGGCUCGCUGUUGUUGUUGCUGUGUCUCCUACUGAGCCUGAUGCUGAUUGCAACAAUAACAAUAGAUGAGCAAUGCAUGCACUCCAUUGAUAGCUGUGAUCGAUGCCUCAAUACUCACCUCGACUGCGCCUGGUGCACGGAUAAGGAGUAUCAGGUGCGCUCUCGCUGCCUGUCACGCUCCACGCUGCUUCGCUUCAACUGCAGCGAGGUGCAUAUCUAUGAGAAUCAACCACAGAUGGCGCUGCUGCAGGAGCGUCCCCUAAAGGACUAUGAGACGCGGGACGAGCAGGCGGUGCAAGUGACACCGCAACGCGUAUUUCUUAAAUUGGUCAAAGGCAACACGCAACGCCUUAAGCUGAGUUACCGCGCGGCACGCAACAACCCCCUCGAUUUGUACGUGUUGAUGGACCUCACAUGGACAAUGCGCGAUGACAAGGACACCCUGGAGAAGUUGGGCACGGAAUUGACCAAAACGUUGCACAAUCUAACAGAUAAUUAUCGCCUCGGCUUUGGCUCCUUUGCGGAUAAACCCGCAAUGCCAAUGAUUAUGCCACAGCUUCGGGAAAAUCCGUGUGCCGCCGAACGGGAGAUAUGUGAACCAACCUACGGAUAUCGUCAUCAACUGAAGCUAACUGAUGAUAUUAAGGCCUUUACAGCUGCCGUUGCGGGCAGCAAGAUUACUGGUAAUCUUGAUAACCUGGAAGGUGGCCUAGAUGCCCUCAUGCAGGUGAUUGUCUGUCCCAAUGAAAUUGGCUGGAAACAACAGGCGAGAAAGGUCGUCAUCCUGGUCACAGAUGGUUUCAUGCACUUUGCUGGCGAUGGAUUGUUAGCCGGCAUUGUACAACGUAAUGAUCGCAAAUGUCACUUGAACAAGGCCGGUGAAUAUACGGGCUCCCUGGUCUAUGAUUAUCCUUCCUUGGAGGAAAUCUAUCGUGAGUUGUUGCGUCGCAAGAUCAAUGUCAUCUUUGCCGUUACGGAACAGGUUUUUGGCACUUACAAGGAACUCAGCGGACUAAUGCAGGAGAUCAGCAAUGUGGAGAUCUUGAGUGCAGAUUCAUCCAAUAUUUUGGAACUGAUCGAGAAGAGCUAUGAAAGCUUUGUAAAGCGCACACAAUUUGGAGACAACAGUCCCGAUUUUAUAGAGAUGAAGUAUUACACGGAUUGUGCCGGACAAUUUCCCAGUUUGCGACAACGAAACUACUGCAACAAUGUGAAUCUGGGCAAAGAGAUUGAAUUCUAUGUGGAUGUAACGCUCAAAGAUUAUCCGGAAAAUGGAGUGCUGACCCACAAGAUACGCAUGGAGGAGGCAUCGUUGAGUGAAUACAUCGAUAUCGAUGUGGAACUGCAGCGUCCGUGUCCUUGCGUCGAGGAACCACAGCCGGAAGAUGAAUACGGACGAUUUCAGUGUGAUGACAAAGGAUAUUUGAAUUGUGGCAUGUGUUUUUGUGAUGAGGGAUGGACGGGCACAUUCUGCAACUGCCCCACGGAUCCCACAAAUGCCACAACCAAUGAGGCAUUGCUAAAAACCUGUCGCAUGCCCCUGGACAAAUUGGGGAAGAGUAUCUCCAGUCAAGUGUGCUCCAAUCACGGCGAAUGCGAUUGUGGAAGCUGCAGCUGUGACCCAGGCUAUAUGGGCAGCUAUUGUGAAUGCCUGGAAUGCUCCGAUUGUGAUGAGGAGCGUGCCGAGUGUUAUUGCGGCCAAUGUGUCUGUAAAUACGGCUGGUCGGGCACAAGAUGCAACUGCAAGGAGUCCACAGAUGGCUGCACUGGGCCCACUGGGGAAAUCUGUUCGGGACGCGGCAGCUGUGAUUGUGGCGUCUGCAGUUGCCAGGAACCUUAUAAGGGCACCUUUUGUGAAAUCGAUGCUGAGAAGGAUAAUAAACUUUGCCUAUUCUACGAGCCUUGUGUCACCUGCCUCAUCGAGCAGAAGCAAGGCAUCGAGGGUUGCAAGAACCUCAGCGAGAUCUGUUCUAAUGCGGAGUCCCAUGAACGUUUCACCUACGGAUUUGUCGAGGAACUCGAUGCGGAAAUAAUGUGUCUGGUGCGGAUUGUCAAUAAACAUGGCAUACAAUGUGAUAGCUACUUUGGCUAUCAGGUCAUCGAUCAUGCCAAUUAUCUGGCCAUUCAGGCCGUCGAAUGUGAGCCGGCCAAUUAUUAUGCCAUCUUUGGUUCCAUCUCAUUGAUCACAUUGCUUUUGGGUCUGUUUGUCAUCUGGCUGGUCUGGUGUUGCCUUCGCAUGAAGGAUGCAAGAGAAUAUGCUCGAUUCCAUGAGGAGCAGGCGAACAAUGUGAGACAGGAGAAUCCCAUCUACAGAGAUCCAGUCGGACGAUAUGAAGUUCCCAAAGCAUUGAGCGCUAAAUUCGAUGAGAAUCCGUUUGCCAGUUGAGUCCGAUCUCCUAAUAUCUAACUUGCAAUUUACGUUUAGUUUAGUCAUUGGUUUAAGCUAGCAUUAGUUAGCAUUUAAUAGGGACAGCAGGUACCAAAGCUUUAGCUUAGACACUUUCUAAACUGUCUCUAAAGUUAGAUAAGCUUAAAAUUCUACAUUUGUUUUUACUCUUUCUUUUUACCUAUAAAUAAUUGUUGCUCAUAAUUAAAAUUAAAUUCGGUAGAGCUUACAAAUUUGACAUAGAUUUUAGCUAUUUAGACAUGCA
Messenger RNA from Drosophila innubila, 2803 nucleotides. RefSeq names its product integrin beta-nu (gene Itgbn). The record is from RefSeq and is a predicted model, not a curated record. The transcript is spliced from 6 exons. Bases 139 to 2538 code for a protein of 799 amino acids. Gene Ontology annotation, cellular component: cell surface; integrin complex; focal adhesion. Lineage: Eukaryota; Metazoa; Arthropoda; Insecta; Diptera; Drosophilidae. Gene Ontology annotation, biological process: cell migration; integrin-mediated signaling pathway; cell adhesion mediated by integrin. Gene Ontology annotation, molecular function: integrin binding.